Messenger RNA from Linderina pennispora, 389 nucleotides. RefSeq lists its product as uncharacterized. Bases 98 to 319 code for a protein of 73 amino acids. The transcript has a single exon. The record is from RefSeq and is a predicted model, not a curated record. NCBI's taxonomy places the organism in Eukaryota, Fungi, Kickxellomycota, Kickxellomycetes, Kickxellales, Kickxellaceae.
GAGAAACAGGGUCUGACAUUCCAGUGCUCUGUUGCAGACCUUGUGAGCUAUCUGCUUGCACGGCCUCAUCAACACUGAGCUCAUAUCCAGAUCCACUAUGAUACCUGGUUCGCUAGGUCUACUAUGUCUUGGGCAGCCCUCUCUACUUUCCGUUUCACUCAGCCCAUUCCUCACUACAACUCUCAGUCUCACUCCUAGCACCGUUGUGGCAUCCUCUUUGUCUAUGUGGCAUUCACAUCGUGCUUUCCAGUGUGCGAACACUGCCGCUGGCAAAACCACCAGGCGCUCCGAGGGGUUCCUGAAGAGGCUUCCAUUCUAAUUUGUGAAAUUGUUUGAACAUAUAUCUUGUUUUGUAGGGAGUGGGCCCUUCCUUUUAGCAGCCCUCAUGU